CGUCUUGGCAAAGCUUUGGCCAGCAGAUUAGAGCGAUAAGGUGUCAAAUAGUUCCAGUUCUUAAUACGAUCUCCGUACACACAGAGCGAAACUUUCCACAGGAACGCAACGAGAAGCUAGAGAUCAACAACACGUUCAUCAUGUGGGCCGAUCUCAAAAACAAGGUGAUCUUGGUGACGGGCGCGGGUGCGGGCAUCGGCCAAGCCCUGGUCAAAGAGCUGGCAGGCGCGGGAGCCACGGUCAUAGCAGUGGCCCGCAGCGAGGCCCAGCUCAAGGAGCUAGCUGCCUUUGAUCCCAAGCACAUUCAGCCCCUGCAGCUGGACCUGGCCGAGUGGCAGCCGGUGAGAGAGGCCCUGGCCAAGGUGCCACUCUUGGACGGACUGGUGAACAAUGCCGGAGUGGCCAUCAUCAAGCCAUUCGAGGAGCUCACCGAACAGGACUUUGAUACCCACUUUAAUGUGAACAUCAAGGCCGUCUUCAAUGUGACCCAGGCCCUGCUGCCCAAGCUCCGCGAUGGAGCCUCCAUUGUGAAUGUCUCCUCGAUAGCGGCGUCGCGCUCGUUUGCCGGUCAUACCGCGUACAGUGCCACCAAGGCGGCCCUCGACUCGCUGACCAAGUCAUUGGCCCUGGAGCUGGGUCCACGUCGGAUACGAGUUAAUUCGGUCAAUCCCACGGUGGUGCUGACCAAAAUGGGGCGUGACAACUGGUCGGAUCCCGGCAAGAGUGGACCCCUGCUGGCCCACAUUCCGCUCAAUAGGUUCUGUGAGGUGCAGGAGGUUGUCGAUGCCACUGGCUACCUGCUGAGCAACAAGUCCAGCUUCGUGAAUGGCCAUCACAUUCUGCUGGAGGGCGGCUAUGCCGUAUCCUAGAGACCAUCCAUCCGCCAAGAAGAAUUUCACUUGCGUUUAAAUAAAGCAUGCAAUUUAUUUUCUAUAUA
Messenger RNA from Drosophila persimilis, 937 nucleotides. RefSeq names its product L-xylulose reductase. The record is from RefSeq and is a predicted model, not a curated record. The transcript is spliced from 2 exons. Gene Ontology annotation, biological process: xylulose metabolic process; glucose metabolic process. NCBI's taxonomy places the organism in Eukaryota, Metazoa, Arthropoda, Insecta, Diptera, Drosophilidae. Bases 141 to 869 code for a protein of 242 amino acids. Gene Ontology annotation, molecular function: carbonyl reductase (NADPH) activity; L-xylulose reductase (NADPH) activity.